CGAGAGAGAUAAUUUGUCUUUGUUCGUAGUGCACUUUAGUUGGUGCUACGACUUCCAAUUUUCAAAGACCCACUUGUGUUGUGCCGUGCGUCGCUAUGGUUAAAUUGAUCGUCGCAAAUGCACGACAUAAUCGUCACCUCCAUGCUCUCAUUUAACAUUCCAUUCCGAAGUGGUGUCAAUUGUUGUGUGCGUGCGUUAAUUAACGUUAGUGAUGACAAUCUGACGAUUCGUCCAUUUCAUCUCGGAGGAACAGUUCGGAAUAGUUAAUUGAAUAAUUCUCGCGAUGACAUUAGCUCUCACAAGGAUAGAUUACACGACAGUAGGAGUCACUUCACGCGGCACGACCGUGCUAUUUCCUCCCAAUGAGGCGAAGCAACCGCAAAAAUUCGCCGUUGCGGAUCACGACGGCGUACUGCAUAUCUACGGCAUGAAAAAGGGAGAGCCGCAAUUGUCGUUUAAAUCUCUGCCCGGUCCAAAAAUCCACAAAAUGGUGCUCAGUGGCUCGAUAGGUAUGUUAAGGGAUAAGGUUUUCAUUGCGUAUGGCAGCUCCGUAAAGGGAUUCACGAGAAAGGGCAAGAUGUUCUUAGAGUUUGACACCAGCCUUAUAGAUCCGAUUUCCGCGCUGUACGUCCAUGGUGCGGAUCUCGCGGCGUGCGCGCGUGAUCUUUAUCACAGGUACAAAGACUGCAAAGACGCCGACUCGUACUUGGCCGGAGAGACGUUGUACGAUGUCGUGCUCUUACCUGGGGAAUACAAUGCGGUAUACGCUAUUCUAGCUUGCGCGGAUAGCGCGGUGCGCGUCUUGCACGGUACAAAGAGCCCGACAGUUCUAAGAUUGCCAAGUGCUCCUACGGUGCUCUCCGUAUACAGGGAAGGAGAUGUACAGUCCAAGGACCGCGUUCUGGUUGGCACCGCGGACGGUAGGAUCGGACUGUUGAUUCUUCAAGGCAACAAAACGCUCCGAAUCACUUGGCUGUUGACCUCGACAGGUUCAGAAAUUACCUCGUUGGACACCUUCGAAUUGCAAGAUGGCGUAGAUAUUCUUGUGGGUCGGCAAGACGGAGUGGUUGAAGUAUACACGUUCCCAGAGGAAGAUGUGCCCUCUACCUUGCGCUACCACUACAAUGCCGGCGAAAGUAUCAGUACAGUCGUAGGCGGGAUAAUCGGCAUCGCCAAUUAUCCCGAGGUCCUCGUAACGACUUAUUCAGGUCGGAUAUUCGGCCUGACCACCAGUCCUCCUGGGCUGCUGGAAGCCGGACAGAGCGACGUUGGACUGACUAAGUUGAAAUUGGAGAUACAGCAAUUGCAUGAGCAGCUCACCGAGGAGAAGGAGUCGUCCAAUUUCAUGCCGGAUCCCUUGGCACCUAUAAUAUUGGCAGUGAAUCAUAAGAUGAUAUUGCGCAAGGAAGACGCUUCGUACUCGUUGUCCGUAGAACUAGAUACGUCGAUUGAUAACAUUCUGAUACAGUCGGACACUCCUAUCGACCUGUUGGACACCGAAAACAAUAGCGCAGUGGUCAGCCUGUCCGCUUGCAAUCCCAGAGAGGGCAAUUUCGUUCUCGCCACUUAUCGAUGUCAGAUCAACACGAAUCGUCUCGAGAUACGAUUGAGAUCCAUUGAAGGACAGGCGGGUACCUUACAGGUCUACGUAACGUCCCAGAUACAGCCAAAACGUUGUCGUAAAAUCUUGGUUCCCAUAUACGCCUUGUCUCUGCACGUGAGACAGCAUGAGGAUGACAGCACUACGCAGUCUAGUGGUCCGUUCAAUGAGUUAAAGUUAAACGGCAGCUUUACGAUCGCCGAGAUGCACGCAUGGCUCUCCUUAGUCUUGCCAGAUGUACCCGAGAGGCCUCAUAUUCACGACGGUGAGGCUGCAUUGGUCUAUGUCUCGUUCUUCAUCGGGACGGUCCUCAAAUGCAAGUAUAAGAAAGGAAGCGCGCUCUUUCUCGGCGAAAAUAUAUCCAGCAUCAUAAUUCUCAGAGACAUACUGACGAAAGAGGCGACGAAACGUAAAAUCAAGUUGGACGUAUUUUGCGAACUUUAUCGUCGGACGAAUGAAAUGCACGAUGAUUCUCUCGCAGAAGUGGUAGACGGAAGCGUGUCCAGGGUGCUGGAGCUGAUUCUGCCGCGGCUAAACGCAGCCUACGAUUUGAUCCAGAAGAUAAAGAUUUUGGAUGCUCUCGACGAGUGGGAACUGAAAUCCAAUCCGAAGGAAAAUCUAUGCUCUGAGUAUCAAGAAGUAUUAGAGAAGGAGACGGAGACAAGGUCGCUUAUGGCGAAGGACACCGAGAUUCUGAAUAGAUUACAUGCGAUAAUCACCGACCUGUACGUGGAUUGGGAACGAGCGAAGCGAUCUCGAAGGAUUAAUGGCAAGGAAGCUGCGGCGAGGCUCAAAGAGGCGCUCGAGUCUAGAGACCUGGCUACUAUCUUGCAAGUUUUCAUCGGUCAAAAUGACACGACCAUGCCGACUUUAAUACCCGCGGCCAUUUAGAACAUCCGGAGAUGAGCAAAAAGUGGACCAAUGUAUUUCUAUAAACAUGUUCAAGUAGAAAAUAUAUUUUUCAACGACGAUUCACAAUAUAUAAAUCGUUAAAUUG
Molecule: messenger RNA, 2597 nt
Organism: Harpegnathos saltator (Jerdon's jumping ant)
Lineage: Eukaryota; Metazoa; Arthropoda; Insecta; Hymenoptera; Formicidae
Product: Bardet-Biedl syndrome 7 protein homolog
Exons: 13
Coding region: 284-2491 (735 amino acids)
Biological process (GO): intracellular transport; cilium assembly; intracellular protein localization
Cellular component (GO): axoneme; neuron projection; ciliary basal body
Molecular function (GO): protein binding
Source: RefSeq, a predicted model, not a curated record